CGCGCACGGGGGCCCGGCCACUUGGAGCAGCUCUGCCGCGGGGACUGCACUGUCCGCCCUGCCAGACCCGCCCCGACUAGGGCUCGCCGUCGCCAGCAGUCUUUGCACUGCGACCUCGGGCCCUUCGCUGGCUAUGGCUGCGUCCUGGGACUGAGCCCGCAGGCUGUGUGACCAAGAUUCCUCAAGUGAGUGACUGAUAGAAGAGAAGGAGGGGCGGGCACCUGGCAAGGCAUUUGCUCCUGAACAGAGUCCUGCAAAGAUGGAGAAGGAGGAGGAGACAACCCGGGAGCUGCUGCUGCCUAACUGGCAGGGCAGUGGCUCCCAUGGGCUGACCAUUGCCCAGAGGGACGAUGGAGUCUUCGUACAGGAAGUGAUGCAGAAUUCCCCUGCGGCCCGCACUGGGGUGGUCAAGGAGGGGGACCAGAUUGUGGGUGCCACCAUCUACUUUGACAACCUGCAGUCCGGUGAGGUGACCCAGCUGCUGAACACCAUGGGGCAUCACACUGUUGGUUUGAAGUUGCACCGUAAGGGGGACCGUUCCCCUGAGCCUGGACAGACCUGGACCCAUGAAGUCUUCAGCUCCCGUAGCUCUGAGGUGGUUCUGAGUGGGGAUGAUGAGGACUACCAACGCAUCUACACCACAAAGAUCAAACCACAUCUGAGGUCAGAGGAUGGAGUAGAAGGGGACCUUGGGGAGACCCAGAGCCGUACCAUCACAGUGACUAGAAGGGUCACAGCCUACACUGUGGAUGUGACUGGUCGGGAAGGAGUGAAGGACAUUGACAUCAGCAGCCCUGAGUUCAUGAUCAAGAUACCAAGGCAUGAAGUGACCGAGAUCUCCAGCACAGAUGUGGAAACCCAGUCUGGGAAGACGGUGAUCAGACUGCACUCAGGGUCGGGGGCAACUUCUCCAACCACAGGCUCUGCCAUGGAUAUCCGGGCAGGUGCCAUUUCUGCUUCAGGACCAGAGCUUGAAGGUGCUGGCCAAUCAAAAUUCCAGGUCACUGUGCCUGGAAUAAAGGUGGGAAGUCCAGGCAUCAAUGUCAGUGCAAAAGGCUUGGACUUGGGUGGCAAGGGAGGGACCCAAGUUCCUGGAGUGGACAUUUCACCUUCUCUUGGGUCUGGCUCAGUAGAGGUACAGGGUCCAUCCCUCCAGAGUGGUGAUAUUGGGAAAAUUAAAAUUCCUACCAUGAAGAUGCCAAAAUUUGGUGUCUCAGCAGGCCCGGAGGUGGGGCUUAAUGUUUCUGCACCUGGUGACAAGCCAGGUUUGACCAUUGGUAGUGAUAUUCAGGCUCCUCAUCUGGAAGUCGGUGCCUCCUCUGCCAAUAUUGAGGGCCUUGGGGGGAAGCUGAAGGGUCCCCAAUUCACUGGGCCAUCACUUGAGAGUGACUUAGGUCUGAAAGGUACCAAGCUGCAGGGGAACAUAGGAAUGGAUACUUGUGCUUCCAAAAUUGAGGGCAGCAUCACUGGUCCCACUACGGAAGUUGGAACCCCUGACAUUGAUGUUCAUGGGCUAGGGGGCAAACUAAAUGUGCCCAAGAUGAAAGUCCCUAAAUUCUCUGCAUCAGGUUCAAAGGGAGAGGGAGUUGGCGUUGAAAUGACAUUGCCCACAGGUGAAGUGACACUUCCUGGGGUCUCUGGAGAUGUCAAUCUGCCUGAGAUUGCUACUGGUGGGCUAGGAGGGAAGAUGAAGGGUACUAAAGGCAAGGUUCCUGAAAUGGUUAUCCAGAAACCUAAAAUCUCCAUGCAGGAUGUGGAUCUGAGUGUUGGGUCCUGUAAACUGAAAGGAGAUAUGAAGGUGUCUGUUCCUGAGGUGAAAGGUGAUGUUAAAGGCCCUCAGGUGGCAGUUAAAGGCUCCAGAGUGGAUACAGAGACACCAAACUUAGAGGGGACCUUGACAGGCCCCAAGCUCAGCAGCCCUUCUGGAAAAAUGGGAUCCUGUAGGAUCUCUAUGGCAGAUGUAGACUUAAAUGUAGCUGCACCUAAAGGUAAAGGGGGUGUAGAUAUCAUGCUACCCAAAGUAGAAGGAAAAAUCAAAGCCCCUGAAUUUGAUGUCCAAGGCCCCAAAAUGGAUGUUAGUGUCCCAGAUGUGGACGUUCAUGGCCCAGAAUGGAACUUGAAGAUGCCCAAGAUGAAGAUGCCCAAGUUCAGUGUCCCAGAGGUCAAAGGAGAAGGUCCAGAUGUAGACGUGACUCUGCCCAAAGGAGACAUCAGUAUUUCAGGGCCCAAGGUCAACAUAGAAACCCCAAAUGCCAACAUGGAGAGUCUGGGGGGAAAACUUAAAGGUCCUGACGUUAACCUACCUGAAGUGAGUGUCAAGACUCCAAAGAUGUCUAUGCCUGACGUCAAAGGUGCAAAGGUGAAGGGAGAGUAUGAUUUAACAACACCAAAGCUUGAGGGAGAACUGAAAGGCCUCAAAGUGGACACUGAUACCCCAGAAGUGGAUGUUCAUGGCCCAGGCCUGAAGAUGCCCAAGAUGAAGAUGCCCAAAUUCAGUGUGCCAGGGUUCAAAGCAGAAGGCCCAGAAGUGGAUAUGAACCUGCCCAAGGCUGGUGUGGACAUUGCUGGGCCUAAGGUGGAGGUGAGUGCUCCAGAGGUGAGCAUUGAAGGACCAGAAGGGAAACUGAAAGGACCUAAGUUUAAAAUGCCUGAAAUGAAUAUCAGAGCCCCAAAGAUCUCCAUGCCAGAUGUGGACUUACACUUAAAAGGCCCUAGCGUAAAAGGAGAAUAUGAUGUCACAGUGCCGAGGGCUGAAGGUGAGAUGAAAGUUCCUGAUGUUGAACUUAAAAGUGCCAAGUUGGACAUUGAUGUACCAAAUGUGGAUGUUCAAGGUCCGGAAUGGCACAUGAAGAUGCCCAAGGUGAAAAUGCCCAAGUUUGGCAUGCCAGGCUUCAAGGCAGAGGGUCCAGAAGUGGAGGUCAAUCUCCCUAAGGCCAACAUUGAUGUCUCAGGACCCAAGGUGGGCGUCAAAGCUCCAGAGGUGAACAUUGAAGGACCUGAAGGAAAGCUGAAGGGUCCUAAGCUGGAGGCGCCUGAGAUGAACAUCAAGGCCCCAAAGAUCUCCAUGCCUGAUGUGGAUUUGCAUAUGAAAGGCCCAAAGGUAAAAGGAGAGUAUGAUGUCACAGUACCAAAGAUUGAAGGAGACUUGAAAGGUCCAAAAGUAGAUGUCAGCGCUCCAAAUGUUGAUAUUCAUGGUCCUGAUUGGAACUUGAAAAUGCCUAAGAUUAAAAUGCCCAAAUUUAGCAUGCCUAGUCUCAAAGGAGAAGGCCCAGAGUUGGAUGUGAGCAUGCCCAAGGCUGACAUGGACAUUUCUGUACCAAAGCUAGAUAUUAGUGCUCCAGAUUUGAACCUUGAGGGACCAGAAGGGAAGUUGAAAGGCCCCAAGUUUAAGAUGCCUGAGAUGCAUUUCAAGGCUCCAAAGGCAUCUCUACCAGAUGUGGACCUGGAUCUCAAAGGACCCAAAAUGAAAGGAAAUCUAGACGUGUCUACACCAAAAAUAGAGGGAGAGAUGAAAGUUCCAGACGUGGACAUUAAAGGUCCGAAGGUAGAUAUUAAAGUUCCAGAUGUGGAAGGUCAAGGCCCAGACUGGAGCCUGAAAAUGCCAAAGAUGAAAAUGCCUAAGUUCAGUAUGCCUACUCUCAAAGGAGACGGUCCAGAUGUGGACGUGAACCUCCCUAAGGCUGACAUUGAUGUCUCAGGACCAAAAGUGGACAUUGAAACUCCAGAUGUGAGCCUUGAGGGCCCAGAAGGGAAGCUGAAGGGCCCCAAGUUUAAGAUGCCUGACAUGCACUUUAAGGCUCCCAAGAUCUCCAUGCCCGAUGUGGACUUGAAAGGCCCCAAAGUCAAGGGGGAAAUGGAUGUGACAGUGCCCAAAAUUGAAGGUGAAGUGAAAGUGCCGGAUGUGGACAUCAAAGGUCCCAAAGUGGACAUCAAUGCCCCAGAUGUUGAUGUUCAUGGACCAGACUGGCACCUGAAGAUGCCCAAGAUGAAAAUGCCGAAGUUCAGCAUGCCCGGCUUCAAAGCAGAAGGCCCUGAAGUGGAUGUGAACCUGCCAAAGGCUGACAUUGAUGUGUCAGGACCCAACGUGGACAUUGAGGCUCCAGAGGUGAGCAUCGAGGGCCCAGAAGGGAAGUUGAAAGGCCCCAAGUUUAAGAUGCCUGAUAUGCAUUUCAAGGCUCCCAAGAUCUCCAUGCCUGAUGUGGACUUAAAUAUUAAGGGGCCCAAAGGAAAAGCAGAUGUGGAUGUAUCAUUGCCUGAGGUAGAAGGUGAAAUAAAAGUGCCAGAUGUGGACAUUAAAGGGCCCAAAGUUGGCAUUGAUGUUCCAGAUGUUGAAAGUCAUGGCCCAGACUGGCACCUGAAGAUGCCUAAAAUAAAAAUGCCCAAAUUCAGCAUGCCUGGCUUCAAAGGAGAGGGCCCCGAAGUAGAUGUGAAUCUGCCAAAGGCUGACAUUGAUGUGUCAGGACCCAAGGUGGACAUUGAUGUUCCAGAUGUGAAUAUUGAAGCUCCAGAAGGGAAACUGAAGGGCCCCAAGUUCAAGAUGCCGAGCAUGAAUAUACAGACACACAAAAUCUCUAUGCCUGAUGUUGGGCUUCAUCUGAAAGGACCCAAACUGAAAAGUGAUGUAGAUGUUUCUCUUCCAAAAGUGGAAGGAGAUUUGAGAGGUCCUGAAGUUGAUGUUAAAGUUCCUAAGAUGGAUGUGGAUGUUGGUGAUAUUGAUAUCGAAUGUCCAGAAGGGAAGCUGAAGGGCCCCAAGUUUAAGAUGCCUGACAUGCACUUCAAGGCCCCUAAGAUCUCCAUGCCUGAUGUGGACUUACACUUGAAAGGCCCCAAAGUCAAAGGGGAUAUGGAUGUGACUGUACCUAAGGUAGAAGGUGAAAUGAAAGUUACAGAUAUAGACAUUAAAGGCCCCAAAGUGGACAUCAAUGCCCCAGAUGUGGAUGUUCACGGUCCAGACUGGCACCUGAAGAUGCCCAAGGUGAAAAUGCCCAAGUUCAGCAUGCCUGGCUUCAAAGCAGAGGGCCCUGAAGUAGAUGUGAACCUGCCAAAGGCUGACAUUGAUGUUUCAGGACCCAAGGUGGACAUUGAUGUUCCAGAUGUGAAUAUUGAAGGUCCUGAUGCAAAACUGAAGGGCCCCAAGUUCAAGAUGCCCAAGCUGAAUAUCAAGGCUCCUAAGAUCUCCAUGCCAGAUGUGGACUUGAAUUUGAAGGGGACUAAGCUAAAAGGAGAGAUUGAUGUUUCUGUUCCAGAAAUGGAAACUGAUCUCGGAGGUCCUCAAGUUGAUAUUAAAGGCCCCAGUCUGGAUGUGAAAGUACCUGAUGCUGACCUGGAAUGUCCUGAUGCAAAGUUGAAAGGCCCCAAGUUUAAGAUGCCUGACAUGCACUUCAAGGCUCCCAAGAUCUCCAUGCCUGAUGUGGACUUACAUUUGAAAGGCCCCAAAGUCAAGGGGGAAAUGGAUGUGGCAGUACCCAAACUAGAGGGAGAAUUAAAAGGCCCCAGUAUGGAUGUGGAAGUACCUGAUGUUGACCUGGAAUGUCCUGAUGCAAAGUUGAAAGGCCCCAAGUUUAAGAUGCCUGACAUGCACUUCAAGGCUCCCAAGAUCUCCAUGCCUGAUGUGGACUUACACUUGAAAGGCCCCAAAGUCAAGGGGGAAAUGGAUGUGACAGUGCCCAAACUAGAGGGAGAAUUAAAAGGCCCCAGUAUGGAUGUGGAAGUACCUGAUGUUGACCUGGAAUGUCCUGAUGCAAAGUUGAAAGGCCCCAAGUUUAAGAUGCCUGACAUGCACUUCAAGGCUCCCAAGAUCUCCAUGCCUGAUGUGGACUUACACUUGAAAGGCCCCAAAGUCAAGGGGGAAAUGGAUGUGACAGUGCCCAAACUAGAGGGAGAAUUAAAAGGCCCCAGUAUGGAUGUGGAAGUACCUGAUGUUGACCUGGAAUGUCCUGAUGCAAAGUUGAAAGGCCCCAAGUUUAAGAUGCCUGACAUGCACUUCAAGGCUCCCAAGAUCUCCAUGCCUGAUGUGGACUUACACUUGAAAGGCCCCAAAGUCAAGGGGGAAAUGGAUGUGACAGUGCCCAAGAUUGAAGGUGAAAUGAAAGUGCCAGAUGUGGACGUUGAAGUUCCUGAUGUAAGCAUUGAAGGGCCAGAAGGGAAGCUGAAGGGCCCCAAGUUUAAGAUGCCUGACAUGCAUUUCAAGGCCCCCAAGAUCUCCAUGCCUGAUGUUGAUUUCAACUUAAAGGGUCCUAAAACCAAAGGAGAUAUUGAUGUUUCAGUCCCAAAACUUGAGGGAGAAUUAAAGGCUCCAGAACUGGAUGUCAAGGGCCCGAAAUUGGAUGCUGACAUGCCAGAAGUAGCUGUGGAAGGCCCAGAUGGUAAAUGGAAAAGUCCUAAAUUCAAGAUGCCAGACAUGCACUUUAAAGCUCCAAAAAUCUCCAUGCCAGACAUUGAUCUUCACUUAAAGAGUCCAAAGAUAAAGGGGGAGGUUGAUGUAGAGGUUCCCAAAUUGGAAGGAGACUUCAAAGGGCCAAAUGUGGACAUGAGUGGGCCAGAUAUUGAGAUCGAAGGACCAGAAGGCAAAUUGAAAGGCCCUAAGUUUAAAAUGCCUGAAAUGAACAUCAAAGCCCCCAAAAUCUCCAUGCCUGAUUUGCAUCUUAAGGGUCCAAAGAUAAAGGGUGAUGUGGAUGUUUCCCUACCCAAAGUGGAAGGAGACCUCAAAGGCCCAGAGGUUGACAUCAAGGGACCCAAAGUGGACAUUGAUACUCCAGAUGUUGAUGUUCAUGGUCCAGAUUGGCACCUGAAGAUGCCCAAGUUGAAAAUGCCCAAGUUCAGCAUGCCUGGCUGCAAAGGAGAUGGCCCUGAAGUGGAUGUGAAUCUACCUAAGGCUGACAUUGAUGUGUCAGGACCCAAAGUGGACAUUGAAGGCCCUGAUGUAAACAUUGAAGGACCAGAAGGAAAGUUGAAAGGUCCUAAGUUCAAGAUGCCAGAGAUGAACAUCAAAGCCCCCAAGAUCUCCAUGCCUGACAUAGAUUUAAACCUGAAAGGCCCCAAAGUGAAGGGUGAUGUAGACGUGUCUCUGCCAAAAGUGGAAGGUGAGAUUAAUGUUCCUGAAGUUGACAUCAAGGGACCCAAAGUGGACAUUGAUGUCCCUGAUGUAGAUGUUCAUGGUCCUGAUGCAAAACUGAAGGGCCCCAAGUUCAAGAUGCCUGAGAUGAACAUCAAGGCUCCUAAGAUCUCCAUGCCAGAUUUGCAUCUUAAGGGUCCCAAGGUAAAGGGAGAUGUGGAUGUUUCCCUGCCCAAAGUGGAAGGAGACCUCAAAGGCCCAGAGGUUGACAUCAAGGGACCCAAAGUGGACAUUGAUGUCCCUGAUGUAGAUGUUCAUGGUCCAGAUUGGCACCUGAAGAUGCCCAAGGUGAAAAUGCCCAAGUUCAGCAUGCCUGGCUUCAAAGGAGAGGGCCCUGAAGUGGAUGUGAAUCUACCAAAGGCUGACAUUGAUGUGUCAGGACCCAAAGUGGACAUUGAAGGCCCUGAUGUAAACAUUGAAGGUCCUGAUGCAAAACUGAAGGGCCCCAAGUUCAAGAUGCCUGAGAUGAACAUCAAGGCUCCUAAGAUCUCCAUGCCAGAUUUGCAUCUUAAGGGUCCCAAGGUAAAGGGAGAUGUGGAUGUUUCACUGCCCAAAGUGGAAGGAGACCUCAAAGGCCCAGAGGUUGACAUCAAGGGACCCAAAGUGGACAUUGAUGUCCCAGAUGUAGAUGUUCAUGGUCCAGAUUGGCACCUGAAGAUGCCCAAGGUGAAAAUGCCCAAGUUCAGCAUGCCUGGCUUCAAAGGAGAGGGCCCUGAAGUGGAUGUGAAUCUACCAAAGGCUGACAUUGAUGUGUCAGGACCCAAAGUGGACAUUGAAGGCCCUGAUGUAAACAUUGAAGGUCCUGAUGCAAAACUGAAGGGCCCCAAGUUCAAAAUGCCUGAGAUGAACAUCAAGGCUCCUAAGAUCUCCAUGCCAGAUUUGCAUCUUAAGGGUCCCAAGGUAAAGGGAGAUGUGGAUGUUUCCCUGCCCAAAGUGGAAGGAGACCUCAAAGGCCCAGAGGUUGACAUCAAGGGACCCAAAGUGGACAUUGAUGUCCCAGAUGUAGAUGUUCAUGGUCCAGAUUGGCACCUGAAGAUGCCCAAGGUGAAAAUGCCCAAGUUCAGCAUGCCUGGCUUCAAAGGAGAGGGCCCUGAAGUGGAUGUGAAUCUACCAAAGGCUGACAUUGAUGUGUCAGGACCCAAAGUGGACAUUGAAGCCCCUGCUGUAAACAUUGAAGGUCCUGAUGCAAAACUGAAGGGCCCCAAGUUCAAGAUGCCUGAGAUGAACAUCAAGGCUCCUAAGAUCUCCAUGCCAGAUUUGCAUCUUAAGGGUCCCAAGGUAAAGGGAGAUGUGGAUGUUUCCCUGCCCAAAGUGGAAGGAGACCUCAAAGGCCCAGAGGUUGACAUCAAGGGACCCAAAGUGGACAUUGAUGUUCCAGAUGUGAAUAUUGAAGGUCCUGAUGCAAAACUGAAGGGCCCCAAGUUCAAGAUGCCUGAAAUGAACAUCAAAGCUCCCAAGAUCUCCAUGCCAGAUUUGGACCUCAAUCUUAAAGGCCCCAAAUUGAAAACAGAUAUGGAUGUUUCACUUCCAAAUGUAGAGGGUGAUUUGAAAGGGCCUUCUCUUGAUAUAAAGGGUCCCAAAUUAGACAUUAAUGCUCCAGAUGUUGACAUUCAUGGUCCUGAGGGCAAAUUAAAAGGUCCCAAACUGAAAAUGCCUGACAUGCAUGUAAACAUGCCUAAGAUCUCCAUGCCAGAAAUUGACCUGAAUUUAAAGGGCUCAAAACUCAAGGGAGAUGUUGAUAUAUCUGGACCCAAAUUAGAGGGUGACAUUAAAACUCCCAAGUUGGAUGUGAAGGGCCCAGAAGUGGACAUUUCUGCUCCCAAGGUCAAUAUUGAAGGGAAAGCAAAGAAAUCUCGUUUUAAGCUCCCCAAAUUUAAUUUCUCUGGGUCCAAAGUUCAGACACCUGACAUGGAUGUUAAAGUUAAAAAGCCAGAUGUUGAUGUAACAGCUCCAAAAGUUGAUAUUAAUGCUCCAGAAGUUGAAGUCCAAGGCAAAGCGAAAGGAUCCAAGUUUAAAAUGCCUUUCCUGAGUAUUUCAUCUCCCAAAGUUUCUAUGCCUGAUGUGGAGCUAAAUUUGAAAGGCCCUAAAGUCAAAGGAGACUUAGAUUUAGCAGGUCCAAAUUUAGAGGGUGACUUUAAAAGCCCCAAAGUGGAUAUUAAAGCACCAGAAGUUCAUCUUAGUGCACCUGAUGUGGAUGUUCAUGGUCCAGAAUGGAAUCUGAAGAUGCCCAAGAUGAAAAUGCCCAAGUUUGGUGUGUCUGGCUUCAAAGCAGAAGGGCCUGAUGUGGCUAUGGAUUUACCAAAAGGAGACAUCAAUAUAGAAGGUCCAAGGAUGAAUAUAGAAGGACCAGAACUCAAUGUGGAAUGUCCAGAGGGAACCUUAAAAGGCCCCAAAAUUCAGAUGCCUGAGAUGAACAUCAAAGCCCCCAAGAUCUCUAUGCCUGACAUUGACUUAAACCUGAAAGGCUCAAAGGUAAAAGGUGAUGUAGAUGUUUCUCUUCCCAAACUUGAAGGGGAUGUUAAAGGGCCUAAAGUUGACAUCAAAAGCCCCAAAAUGGAUGCUCCAGAUGUGGAUGUUCAUGGUCCAGAUUGGCACCUGAAGAUGCCCAAGGUGAAAAUGCCCAAGUUCAGCAUGCCUGGCUUCAAAGCAGAGGGCCCUGAAGUAGAUGUGAACCUGCCAAAGGCUAACAUUGAUGUUUCAGGACCCAAGGUGGACAUUGAUGUUCCAGAUGUGAAUAUUGAAGGUCCUGAUGCAAAACUGAAGGGCCCCAAGUUCAAGAUGCCUGAGGUAAACAUCAAGGCUCCUAAGAUCUCCAUGCCUGACAUUGAUUUGCAUCUGAAAGGUCCUAAAGUGAAGGGAGAUAUGGAUGUGUCUUUGCCCAAAGUAGAAGGUGACUUCAAGGGCCCAGAUGUGGAUAUUACAGGCCCUAAAGUGGACAUUGAUAUUCCUGAUGUUAGCAUUGAAGGUCCAGAGGGCAAACUGAAGGGCCCCAAGUUCAAGAUGCCUGAGAUGAACAUCAAAGCCCCCAAAAUCUCCAUGCCUGAUUUGCAUCUUAAGGGUCCCAAGGUAAAGGGAGAUGUGGAUGUUUCCCUGCCCAAAGUGGAAGGUGACGUCAAAGUCCCUGAAGUUGACAUCAAAGGACCCAAAGUGGACAUCAAUGCCCCAGAUGUUGAUGUUCAUGGUCCAGAUUGGCACCUGAAGAUGCCCAAGAUGAAAAUGCCCAAGUUCAGCAUGCCUGGCUUCAAAGGAGAUGGCCCUGAAGUGGAUGUGAAUCUACCUAAGGCUGACAUUGAUGUGUCAGGACCCAAAGUGGACAUUGAAGGCCCUGAUGUAAACAUUGAAGGACCAGAAGGAAAGUUGAAAGGUCCUAAGUUCAAGAUGCCAGAGAUGAACAUCAAAGCCCCCAAGAUCUCCAUGCCUGACAUAGAUUUAAACCUGAAAGGCCCCAAAGUGAAGGGUGAUGUAGACGUGUCUCUGCCAAAAGUGGAAGGUGAGAUUAAUGUUCCUGAAGUUGACAUCAAGGGACCCAAAGUGGACAUUGAUGUCCCUGAUGUAGAUGUUCAUGGUCCAGAUUGGCACCUGAAGAUGCCCAAGGUGAAGAUGCCCAAGUUCAGCAUGCCUGGUUUCAAAGGAGAUGGCCCUGAAGUGGAUGUGAAUCUACCAAAGGCUGACAUUGAUGUGUCAGGACCCAAAGUGGACAUUGAAGGCCCUGAUGUAAACAUUGAAGGUCCUGAUGCAAAACUGAAGGGCCCCAAGUUCAAGAUGCCUGAGAUGAACAUCAAGGCUCCUAAGAUCUCCAUGCCAGAUUUGCAUCUUAAGGGUCCCAAGGUAAAGGGAGAUGUGGAUGUUUCCCUGCCCAAAGUGGAAGGAGACCUCAAAGGCCCAGAGGUUGACAUCAAGGGACCCAAAGUGGACAUUGAUGUCCCAGAUGUAGAUGUUCAUGGUCCAGAUUGGCACCUGAAGAUGCCCAAGGUGAAAAUGCCCAAGUUCAGCAUGCCUGGCUUCAAAGGAGAUGGCCCUGAAGUGGAUGUGAAUCUACCAAAGGCUGACAUUGAUGUGUCAGGACCCAAAGUGGACAUUGAAGCCCCUGAUGUAAACAUUGAAGGUCCUGAUGCAAAACUGAAGGGCCCCAAGUUCAAGAUGCCUGAGAUGAACAUCAAGGCUCCUAAGAUCUCCAUGCCAGAUUUGCAUCUUAAGGGUCCCAAGGUAAAGGGAGAUGUGGAUGUUUCCCUGCCCAAAGUGGAAGGAGACCUCAAAGGCCCAGAGGUUGACAUCAAGGGACCCAAAGUGGACAUUGAUGUCCCAGAUGUAGAUGUUCAUGGUCCAGAUUGGCACCUGAAGAUGCCCAAGGUGAAAAUGCCCAAGUUCAGCAUGCCUGGCUUCAAAGGAGAUGGCCCUGAAGUGGAUGUGAAUCUACCAAAGGCUGACAUUGAUAUGUCAGGACCCAAGAUGGAUAUUGACUCUCCUGACAUUGACAUUCAUGGUCCAGAGGGGAAACUGAAGGGCCCCAGGUUUAAAAUGCCUGAUCUCCACCUCAAGGCACCCAAGAUCUCAAUGCCAGAAGUUGACCUGAACCUGAAAGGUCCAAAAGUGAAGGGUGAUGUAGAUGUUUCUCUGCCCAAAGUGGAAGGAGACCUCAAAGGCCCAGAGGUUGACAUCAAAGGACCCAAAGUGGACAUUGAUGUUCCAGAUGUGAAUAUUGAAGGUCCUGAUGCAAAAUUGAAGGGCCCCAAGUUCAAGAUGCCUGAGGUAAACAUCAAGGCUCCUAAGAUCUCCAUGCCUGACAUUGAUUUGCAUCUGAAAGGUCCUAAAGUGAAGGGAGAUAUGGAUGUGUCCUUGCCCAAAGUAGAAGGUGACUUCAAGGGCCCAGAUGUGGAUAUUACAGGCCCUAAAGUGGACAUUGAUAUUCCUGAUGUUAACAUUGAAGGUCCAGAGGGCAAACUGAAGGGCCCCAAGUUCAAGAUGCCUGACGUGAACAUCAAAGCCCCCAAGAUCUCCAUGCCUGACUUUGAUUUGCAUCUGAAAGGUCCUAAAGUGAAAGGAGAUAUGGAUACUUCCUUGCCUAAAAUGGAAGGUGAACUAAAGGGCCCUGGUAUCGAUAUCAAGGGCCCAAGUGUGGAUAUUGACACUCCUGAUGUCAAUAUUGAAGGUCCAGAAGGAAAAUUAAAAGGGCCCAAAUUCAAAAUGCCAGACAUGCAUAUCAAAACUCCAAAGAUAUCCUUGCCUGAAUUUGACUUAAAUCUUAAAGGGCCCAAGGUAAAAGGAGAUGUGGACCUUGCCGUACCUAAGGUGGAAGGUGACCUCAAAGGGCCAGAGAUAGACAUUGAGGGCCCUGAAGGAAAACUCAAAGGUCCAAAGUUUAAGAUGCCAGAUGUUCAUUUCAAAACCCCACAAAUUUCAAUGAGUGACAUUGAUUUGAACAUGAAAGGACCUAAGAUAAAGGGAGAUUUGGACAUUUCUAUUCCUAAAGUAGAAGGGGAUUUGAAAGGUCCCAAAGUGGAUGUCAAAGGCCCCAAACUGGACAUCGACACUCCUGACAUUGACAUUCAUGGCCCAGAAGGAAAGCUGAAGGGUCCUAAGUUUAAAAUGCCUGAUCUCCACCUCAAGGCACCCAAGAUCUCAAUGCCAGAAGUUGACCUGAACCUGAAAGGUCCAAAAGUGAAGGGUGAUGUGGACGUGUCUCUGCCAAAAGUGGAAGGAGACCUCAAAGGCCCAGAAGUUGACAUCAAAGGACCCAAAGUGGACAUUGAUGUCCCAGAUGUGGAUGUUCACAGUCCAGACUGGCACCUGAAGAUGCCCAAGAUGAAGAUGCCCAAGUUCAGCAUGCCUGGCUUCAAAGCAGAGGGCCCUGAAGUGGAUGUGAAUCUACCAAAGGCUGACAUUGAUGUGUCAGGACCUAAGGUGGACAUUGAUGUUCCAGAUGUGAAUAUUGAAGGUCCUGAUGCAAAAUUGAAGGGCCCCAAGUUCAAGAUGCCUGAGGUGAACAUCAAGGCUCCCAAUAUCUCUAUGCCUGAUGUGGAUCUUGAGUUAAAAGGACCCAAAGUAAAGGGAGACUUUGAUGUGUCUGUUCCUAAGAUUGAAGGUACUCUCAAAGGACCUGAAGUGGGCCUGAAAGGUCCAGGCUUGGAUUUCGAAGGCCCUGAUGCUAAAUUUAGUGGCCCUACCUUGAAGAUGCCAUCACUUGAUGUAUCUGCUCCUAAAGUAACUGGGCCUGAUGUUAAUUUGCACCUCAAGACACCAAAAAUUGGAGUUUCUGGGCCUAAGUUAGGAGGUGAAGUCGAUCUUAAGGGGCCCAAAGUCGAUUUAGAAACUCCAAGCUUAGAUGUCCACAUGGAGAGCCCAGAUAUUAAUAUUGAGGGGCCAGAUGUUAAAGUUCCGAAGUUUAAAAAGCCCAAGUUUGGAUUUGGUGCAAAAAGCCCAAAAGUUGACAUCAAAACACCUUCAGUUGAUGUGACUAUGCCUGAAGCAGAGCUGAGUGUUGAGACUCCUGAAGUAAACAUUGGUGGAAAGGGCAAGAAAAGCAAGUUUAAAAUGCCUAAAAUUCACAUGAGUGGCCCUAAAGUUAAGGCCAAAAAGCAGGGAUUUGACUUGAAUGUUCCUGGAGGUGAGAUUGAUGCCAGUCUCAAGGCCCCUGAAGUGGAUGUUGGUGUGGCAGGACCUGAUGCUGCACUCAAAGUUGAUGUAAAGUCUCCCAAAGUCAAGAAAACCAUGUUUGGGAAAAUGUAUUUCCCAGAUGUAGAAUUUGACAUUAAGUCACCUAAAUUUAAAGCAGAGGCUUCCCUACCUAGCCCCAAGAUGGAGGGUGAAAUCAAGGUACCUGAUCUGGAUAUGUCUUCACCAGGGGUUAAUGUGGAAGCUCCUGACAUUCAUGUGAAAGCUCCCAAGUUCAAGGUCCCAGGUGUGGACGUCUCAGGGCCAAAGAUAGAGGGCAACCUGAAAGGUCCUAAGGUGCAGGCAAACUUGGGCACACCUGACAUCAACAUCGAAGGCUCUGAUACCAAGAUCAAAGCACCCUCAUUUAGUGUUUCUGCUCCUCAAGUCUCCAUACCUGAUGUGAACGUUAAGUUGAAAGGACCAAAGAUAAAGGGUGAUAUCUCCAGUGUGGGACUCGAAGGACCUGACAUAGAUUUGCAAGGUCCAGAAGGAAAAAUCAAGUUCCCUAAGUUUUCACUGCCCAAGAUCAGUGCCCCUGGUGUGAAAAUGGAAGGUGGGGGCACUGAGAUCUGUGCCAAGAUGCCCUCCUUUGAAGGAGGCUUGAGCACAUCAGAUGUUAAGUUUGAAGGGCCUGAUAUGUCUCUAAAGGGCUCAGGAGUGGACUUGCCUUCAGUGGACCUCUCUAUGCCAAAAGUUUCUGGGCCUGAUCUUGACCUGAACUUGAAAGGACCAAGUCUGAAGGGAGACCUGGAUGCAUCCAGUCCCAGCAUGAAGCUGCAGGCUCCAGGUCUUGACCUCAAAGGUAUUGGUGGAAAAGUAAAGAUAGGAGGCGAUGGCAUGAAAGUGUCAGGGAUUGAUGCCACAACAGCACUUAAUGUGGGGGCACCAGAUGUGACACUGAAGGGACCAAGUCUACAGGGAGAUCUGGCUAUGUCUGGGGACAUCAAGUGUCCUGAAAUAUCUGUGGGUGCUCCUGAUCUCAGCUUGGAGGCCUCAGAAGGUGGUGUCAAACUUCCCCACAUGAAGCUGCCUCAGUUUGGCAUCUCUACUCCAGGGUCCGACUUGGACAUUAACAUCAAGGGGCCACAAGUUUGUGGAGAACUAAAGGGGCCAGGGAUGGAUGUGAAUCUGAAAGGGCCCCAGAUCUCAGCACCAAGCAUGGGCUUUAACUUGGAAGGACCAAAAGUGAAGGGGGGCCUUGGGGCCACUGGUGAAUUGAAAGGCCCAGCAGUUGGGGGAAGUCUUCCGGGUAUCAGUGUUCAUGGCCUAGAAGGAAAUCUCCAAAUGCCUGGAAUUAAGGCUUCUGGGUGUGAUGUGAAACUCCCAACGGGGCAGCUUUCUGGUCCUGAAAUUAAAGGAGAUCUGAAAGGUGCAGGAAUAGGUCUCCAUGAUAUCAAUGUCAAGGGGCCUUCCUUUAACACAGCGUCUCCCGAGUCAGAUUUUGGUGUCAGCUUGAAGGGCCCUAAAGUCAAAGGAGGUGUAGAUGUUUCAGGGGGUGUCAGUGUCCCAGACAUCAGCUUGGGUGAAGGGCAUCUGAGUGUCAAAGGCUCUGGGGUUGAGUGGAAGGAACCCCAGGUCUCCUCCUCUCUAAACUUGGAUACAUCUAAACUUGCUGGGAACUUUCAUUUCUCAGGACCAAAGAUAGAAGGAGGUGUGAAAGGAGGCCAGAUUGGACUCCACGGUCCCGGGCUGAGUGUGUCUGGGCCUCAGGGUCACUUGGAAAGUGGAUCUGGAACAGUAACAUUCCCCAAGAUGAAGAUCCCCAAAUUUACCUUCUCUGGCCGUGAGCUCAUUGGCAGAGAGGUGGGGGUGGAUGUCAACUUCCCUAAAGUAGAGGCCAAUGUGCAGGCAGGUGCAGAAGGUGACUGGGAAGAGUCUGAAGUAAAACUUAAAAAAUCCAAAAUCAAAAUGCCAAAAUUUAAUUUUUCCAAGCCUAAAGGGAAAGGUGGUGUCACUGGCUCACCAGAAGCAUCGAUUUCGGGGUCCAAAGGGGACCUGAAGAGCUCAAAGGCCAGCUUGGGCUCUCUGGAAGGAGAAGCAGAGGCUGAAGCAUCUUCACCAAAAGGCAAAUUUUCCCUGUUUAAAAGCAAGAAACCAAGACACCGCUCCAACUCCUUCAGCGACGAGAGGGAGUUCUCUGCUCCUUCCACCCCAACUGGGACUUUGGAGUUUGCAGGUGGAGAAGUUAAAGGCAAACACGGAAAGCUGAAAUUUGGUACCUUUGGUGGGCUGGGUUCAAAGAGCAAAGGUCAUUAUGAGGUGACAGGGAGUGAUGAUGAGGGAGCCAAGUUACAGGGGAGUGGAGUGUCUUUGGCCUCAAAGAAGUCCCGACUGUCUUCCUCCUCUAGCAAUGACAGUGGGCCUAAGGUUGGCAUCCAGCUUCCUGAAGUAGAACUAUCAAUUUCCACAAAGAAAGAGUAGUGGCCCUUGAAUGUGUGUACAUAUAUAUAAAUACAUCAGCCUUGGGUGUGUUUGUAUAUAAACUCCAAAGAGAAACACCCCAACAGCCUCAGCAAUAAUACAAAGAUCUUGCCUCUACCAGUGGCAAGCGUUGACAAACCAAGUGCCUCUAGGCCCCUGGGACUCUGCAGCUAGGUAAAGGGUUCUAAGUUCAUCCAGCCCAUGUGCAAAGUCAUCAGUAUUUGCCUUAAUAUUUCAGUUUUUUGGUUUCUUUCUUUCUUCUUCUUUUUUUGCAUUGAACGCUGAGAGCUCGUGUUUACUAAGCAAGCUUUGUGUUUAUCAUCCUUAUUUUUACUGAAUAUUGUUAGUACCUGGGUAAUGGAAACCCACUUUUUUUUUUCAUUGUAAUGACUUUGGGGACUUUGAGUAAGGGAGGGUGGUAUAAAAAGUAGCAGAGGGGGCCAGGCUUAGUUGCUCUGAAGGUUGGAAAUGUACAAACACCCUGGCAUGGCUCAGAGGAGGUGGCAGCUAGCAGUGGAUGUUUCACAAUUCCCUGUAGCAUGAUUUGUUUUAUCCCCAGGUGUGUUAGUCCUAGCCUAGGUUGGUGCUCAAGGUGAGACGGGGAUUUGAAUCUGUUUGCAAAUUGUCCAGCCCAUCAGGUCAAGGUGAGGGGCUUCCCUUCUGGGUUUGGUAAGAAAAGUAUUCAUUCAUGACUGCCAUGUUCUGAGAAAAGUUCUGAUUCCUUUUUAACAAAUGUCAUCGUGAUUAAGGAAAUGUCUGGCACUUUAAUGGCAAAUUAAUUCAGAAUGUAAGAAAGUUGAUGCUGUACAAGGCAAAUAAAGCCAUUUAUUAACCCUGA
Molecule: messenger RNA, 17027 nt
Organism: Phodopus roborovskii (desert hamster)
Lineage: Eukaryota; Metazoa; Chordata; Mammalia; Rodentia; Cricetidae
Gene: Ahnak
Product: AHNAK nucleoprotein
Exons: 10
Coding region: 260-16189 (5309 amino acids)
Biological process (GO): regulation of RNA splicing
Cellular component (GO): cytoplasm; nucleus
Molecular function (GO): protein binding
Source: RefSeq, a predicted model, not a curated record